Radiomyces spectabilis is the source of this 1773-nucleotide messenger RNA. RefSeq names its product dihydrolipoyl dehydrogenase. Lineage: Eukaryota; Fungi; Mucoromycota; Mucoromycetes; Mucorales; Radiomycetaceae. Gene Ontology annotation, cellular component: oxoglutarate dehydrogenase complex; mitochondrion. The transcript has 9 exons. The coding region runs from base 107 to 1633 and encodes 508 amino acids. Gene Ontology annotation, molecular function: dihydrolipoyl dehydrogenase (NADH) activity; flavin adenine dinucleotide binding. The record is from RefSeq and is a predicted model, not a curated record.
CUUCUUCUUCCUGUCGAGGUGCCAAAAGCCAGCAGCAAAGCUCGGCCUGACAAAUUUCAUAACUAUUCUGACGUUUUUUUGGCACCUCUUUCUUCCUCGUGCCAUUAUGUUUAGAUUGGUUGCUUCCAAGGCUCCUCUGGCUAAUAUUGCCGCGCGCAAUGCUGCAUGCAAAACCGUGCGUGCACCUGUCGCCACCCAGUUCUACCGUUACUACAGCAGCCCUGCUGAUACCGAAUACGAUGUCGUCGUUAUUGGUGGUGGUCCCGGUGGCUAUCCUGCUGCUAUCAAAGCCGCCCAACAGGGUCUCAAGGUUGCUUGUAUCGAGAAACGUGGUACUCUCGGUGGUACGUGCUUGAACGUUGGCUGCAUUCCUUCCAAGGCCAUGUUGAACAACUCGCACAUUUUCCACCAGACCCAACACGAUUUGAAAUCGCGUGGUAUUGACGUGAGCGAUGUCAAAUUGAACUUGGACAACAUGCACAAGGCUCGUUUGAAGGCCGUGAACGGUUUGACCAACGGUGUUGAAUACUUGUUCAAGAAGUACAAGGUCGAUUACAUCAAGGGUGCAGGCAGCUUCAAGACCGCGACUGAAAUUGCCGUCGACGGCUUGGACGGCAAACAAUCGUCUCUCAAGGCUAAGAAUGUGAUCAUUGCUACCGGAUCCGAAGUCACGCCUAUUCCUGGCAUGGAAAUUGAUGAAAAGAAGAUUGUUUCUUCUACCGGUGCUCUUGAACUUGCCAAGGUGCCCAAGAAGAUGGUAGUGAUUGGUGCGGGUGUCAUUGGUCUCGAAUUGGGUUCGGUCUGGUCUCGCUUGGGUGCCGAAGUUACCGUCGUCGAAUACCUCAACGCCAUCGGUGCUGGUAUGGAUGGUGAACUUGCCAAAAACUUUCACAAAUUGUUGUCCAAGCAAGGCUUGAAGUUCAAGAUGAGCACCAAGGUCAACGGUGCCAAGAUUGAAGGUGACAAGGUCUUGGUCGAUGUUGAAGCUUCCAAGGGUGGCAAGGCCGAAACGCUCGAAGCCGAUGCUGUCUUGGUGGCCAUUGGUCGUCGCCCUUACACCACAGGCCUUGGUUUGGAAAAUAUUGGUGUCGAGAUGGACAACCGUGGCCGUGUUGUAAUUGAUUCGGAAUUCAAGACCAACGUACCCAACGUUCGCUGCAUUGGUGAUGUCACUUUUGGUCCCAUGUUGGCUCACAAGGCCGAGGAUGAAGGUUUCGCUGUAGCUGAAAUGAUUGCUACGGGCCACGGUCACGUCAACUACGACGUGAUUCCUUCCGUUAUCUAUACGCAUCCCGAAGUCGCUUGGGUUGGUAAGAAUGAAGAACAAUUGAAGCAAGAAGGUGUCAAAUACAAGACUGGCAGCUAUCCUUUCGUUGCCAACUCGAGAGCGCGUACCAACGAUGACACCGAUGGUUUGGUCAAGGUUAUCACUGAUGCCGAAACCGACCGUAUCUUGGGUGUCCACAUCAUUGGUCCCAACGCCGGUGAAAUGGUCGCUGAAGCUGGUCUCGCCAUGGAAUAUGGUGCCUCUGCCGAAGAUGUUGGCCGCACUUGCCACGCUCAUCCUACAUUAUCUGAAGCUUUCCGUGAAGCUUGCUUGCUUGCUUCGUUUGGCAAUGCCAUCAACUUCUAAAACCGUCCGGCCGAUAGACCGUAAAAGGAUCGACAAUAGUUCAUAUAAAGAUACGCUUAAAAAAAUAAACCAGUAACGCCCACGUUUUUGUCACUCUGUAUUUGUCGGCUAUCCUGUCAUAUGUAACUGCCAAUUAUGAG